AGAUGUUUAAAUGAAUGAUUUAAAGGUAAGAGUUGCAGCUACCCAUGAUGCAUGCUCUUCAGACUUUGAAUGGCUACACUGAUCUUUGUCAAAUAACCUCAUUUGCGGUCACUGGGGCCACCUUGGUGCAGGGCUGAUGGAGCGCGAACGAGUGGUGAUACAUUUCAGCAAUUUUUAAACGCGUCUAUUUUGCACUAUGAUAACUUCCUCAUAUGUUAGUUUUUCGCAAGGAAGAUUUCAGCUCCGAGUUUUGCUAUUGCUGUCGACUACCAUUUGGGUCGGUAUGAAAUUACAAAGGUCAACAGGGGAAAUGCGACUCGAAAGAUCUACAUUUUUUUAGAAAAGCAUGUAAUUGGAUUUUUUAAUUAAAAUAUUGGAAAGUUCAAACCAGACCUACAUGCAGAAGGAUUUUUUAAUAGAAGAAAAAUGUUGGUCGUACCCAACAACCGAUUUAUUAGUCUUAUCUUUUUACAGGAAGUAAUUUAUUCGUGUGUGUGGAUCGUGUGACUCGAAAGUAAGGGGAAUAUAGAUAUAAAUAUAUAAAAUAAACAUUUGAAAGGGGUGAAACACGUGGCGGAGAAGCGAAUGUCCUCCCAGAUCCAAAGCAGUGAAGUUCAUCCAAUUUUUAUCCAAGAGAUCUCAUCUUCAGGAUGUCAGUGAACAGUUCCAUUGCUACUGGUAAAUGUGUUGAUUCAAACGCGGUUGAUACUUACGACAGUGGCGAUGACUGGGAAAUUGGAGUGGGAAAUCUGAUCAUCGAUUUGGAGGCCGAUUUGGAGAAAGACAGGCAGAAAUUGGAAAUGAAUAAUUCGAGCAGCAAUAACAACACCAUUGCAACCAACACCACCAAGGACUGCGGGGGUUUGGCUCCAAGUGGUGCUAGUGCAGCGGCAGCCCUUUCCGAUAGCCUCAAAUUCACCUCCUCUUCCGUCCAGCCUCCCCAAGGAAAUUCCCACAAGGAGACUGGCAAAUCCAAAGUGAAAAGAAGCAAAACUUCCAAGGAUGCUAAUAAAUCUCUCUCCUCUGCCUCACUGUAUGGGAUUCCUGAAAUUAGCAGUGCUGGCAAGAGGCAGGAAGUUCAAGGGCGCCCUGGAGAGGUUUCUGGCAUGAAUUCAGCCCUAGGUCAAACAGUUAGCAGCAGCAACAACAGUGGUUGCAAUAAUAUUAAUAAUAACAAUAACUGCAACAACACAAUUGGCAAUUGCACUAAAAACAAAGAAGAGAAACCGGGCAAGGGCUCGGGCAGGGGAGGCUCUAAACGGGAUAAAGAGGGUGGCAGAUCUCGCAAGGAUAACACUAAACACGAUGUGGGGGUGCACUCGGUACCGGGCCAGCCCCCCAUGUCGGUAGCGGGUUCAGCCGCCGCGCACCUCUUUAAUUUCGGCCCCAAGGGCGGCAGCAGCUCCCUGCAGUGCGGCGGAGGCGCCGGAGAGCCCUCGCCCCGGGUACAGGACAUCAAAACUACUCUGGAGCCGGGGAGCCUCAGCAGCCCUAUCGUGGCCAAGAAAGAGGAUGCAGAAAAUGACGGAGACGCUGCCCGACCCAUCAAGAAACUGAAAACCGAAAAGGUUGAUCCUUUGUUCACUGUGCCUGCCCCUCCGCCCCCGAUCUCUGUGAGCAUGCCACCUCAGAUUCUGCCUUCCUACUUUCCUCCUUCAUCUAGCAUUGCUGCGCCAGUUGAACAGCUGUUAGUAAGGACUCGUUCAAUGGGAAUAAAUACUUGUGAGGUUGGAGUAGUGACUGAGCCAGAAUGCCUUGGACCAUGUGAACCAGGAACCAGUGUAAACCUGGAAGGGAUUGUGUGGCAUGAAACGGAGGAAGGUGUCCUGGUGGUAAAUGUGACCUGGCGAAACAAGACCUAUGUAGGCACUCUGUUGGACUGCACUAAACAUGACUGGGCUCCACCAAGAUUUUGUGAAUCGCCCACAAGCGACCUCGAAUUGCGAGCCAGUCGAGGCCGAGGGAAAAGGGCACGCUCUGUUGCUAAUGCUCCAAUAAACGAUGCCGGCUUUACAGAGUCCAGAGGCAUGCAAAACAAGAACAGGGGUGGCGGUGCCAAUGGGAAAGGGCGGCGGGGAAGUCUCAACUCGAAUGGUCGCAGGACACCCCCUAAUUGUACAGUGGAGGACGUGAAAACCAGCCCCUCACCCAUCAACAAAAGGAAAAACAAGCCUCCCAUGGAACUGGACCUAAACUCCAGCUCGGAAGACACCAAGUCAGGGAAGCGUGUCCGCACAAAUUCCAGAAGCACCCCAACCACGCCGCAAGGGAAGCCGGAGCCCAUGUUUGUAGAGCAGGGGUGCUCUUCGCCGGUACUAAUUGACUGUCCCCAUCCAAACUGCAGCAAGAAGUACAAGCACAUCAACGGCUUGCGUUACCACCAGGCCCAUGCGCACUUGGAUCCCGAAAAUAAACUGGAAUUUGAGCCUGACAUCGAAGACAAAAUGUCAGAUUGCGACGAGGCUCUGAAUACCGUGCCAGUUGGCAUUGAACCGGUUGAAACUGGAAAUGGCCCUUUGCUUCCUGGCGCGGGGUUGAGUUACGAGCAGGUAAAAGCACCACCGUCACCCGUUUCUGUCAGCACCCCGGGGACACCCAAGGGGCGUCGGGACAUUGCCAGCAGUGCUCAAAGCCCUGUGGUCAACACUAAAUCUGGGAAAAACACGAGCAAAAAGAAGGGUCUCAGCAGUGACUUGAGUAACCUGCCUGUGAUUUCUAAUAUGACAGCUGCUCUGGAAAGUUGCUCAGUCCCGGAUGCUGCCUCCGUUUCAGAAAUGCCAAAACUUGAGGUUGAAGGGGUGAUAGAUAAGAAAGGCUUAUCUGAGAAAGAAAAAGGCAAAAAGAACAGCAGUGGAAAGGUGGACAAAACAUUAUCGAAGCUGAAAGCAACUCGACCUAUUGCUCCUGCACCUCCCCCGCCACAACUGAUUGCUAUUCCCACUGCUACAUUCACAACCACCACGGCGGGAACAAUACCAGGGCUGCCCUCUCUUACUACAACAGUUGUCCAGGCAACACCAAAGAGCCCACCACUGAAACCUAUUCAACCAAAGCCUACAAUUAUGGGAGAGCCUAGCACGGUAAACCCAGCUCUGUCCUCGCUCAAGGAUAAAAAGAAGAAAGAGAAGCGAAAACUGAAAGACAAAGAGGGAAAAGAGACAGUCAGCCCAAAGAUGGACUCUAAGCUGGGGAAACCUGAGGAUUUAAAGGCUUCGGCAAAAGAGCUGGCUGCACAUUUUUUGAAAGAGCAUCUCAAUAAGAAUGAAGUGCUUGUGAACGGCUUGCCUGACUCACAGGAGAGCAGAAUGGCCAGCAUUAAAGCUGAGGCUGAUAAGGUUUAUACAUUCACUGACAAUGCUCCCAGCCCUUCUAUCGGCAGUGCCUGCAGGCUUGAAUGCAGUAGUCUGGUCAAUGGACAAUCCCCCAUGACGCCAUUACAUGUUUUAACACAAAAUGGUGGUGAUGGAACUGCAACUAAAACUAACAGUCCCGCUUACUCGGACAUUUCAGAUGCAGCUGAUGACGGAGGCUCUGACAGCAGAUCAGAGAGCAUCAGAUCAAAGACUAAUUCUCCUGCAGAUACAAUUUCCACCAAGGACACUGUUGUAAAAACUCACUCCUCAGCCGCUUCUCAGCCAGUGCAAAGCAAAGAGACCCAUUCCCCUUUUUACCACGGUUACGAGCCUUACUAUUCCCCGAAUUACAUGCACCCUGGUCAGGUCAAUAACACCACAACAGCGAACACUUCCUCAUCCCAGACCACCAAAGUUAAAAAAGAGACAGAGGAAGAGGCUGAGAAGAAGGACAAGGUGGAGGUUUUGGACGUUAAGAAAAGUGACACGAAUACUGUAAAUAUUCAGGCUCAGCACCAAUCUGUUAUUACGCAAAGACACCCAACACUUGCUCAGUCGCUGUAUUAUGGACAGUAUGCAUAUGGGCUGUGUUAUGUUGACCAGAAGUCAAUAAUGACAAAUCCGUCGUACAGGCAGCAGUAUGAGAAGUUUUACGAAGAGCAGCGGUUUGCAGAGCAGAAACUGCAGCAGAUAGGGAGGGACAACGAAAGGAAAGGGGAAGGCCAGCAGAAGGAGCUGGGAAAAGAGGAGCUAAAGCAGAAGAAUAUCCCAACUGCGACAAUCUCAAAGGCUCCUUCCACCCCAGAGCCAAACAAAAACAGCAUAAAGGGCAAGGACGCUUUCUUGCUGUCAGAUUCCUCAAAGCCCGGGAUCACAAACAAACCCGAUGAGGUUGUGAAAUCACAGAUGCAGCAGCAAUUGGCAACUGAUGGACUUAAAGCCAAGCAAAUGGAGAAUCACCAGCUCAUCAAGGAAGCAGUGGAAAUGAAGUCUGUCAUGGAUUCUAUGAAACAGACAGGAGUGGAUCCCACCUUGCGUUUCAAACAGGAGACAGACGCAAGGGGAUGGCAUCAUUAUGUUUACCAACCUAAAUAUAUAGAACAGCAAAAACCAGAUGACUUUGAGCGUGAGAAAAAACAAAAAGAAGACAGUCCAAUUAAGGCCUCCAACAAAGAGGGAAAUAUAUCGAACAUUCCCGGUUCAGUAACCAACAUAAAAGAGGAACCAAAAGAGGGCAAAAGGGCUGAAUCCCAGUCACUCUCGCUGGACGAACAUAAAAGUAAAAGUGAUGAUCGCAAGACUCCAGUCAUUGCAAAGGAUUCCAGAGGAACCCGUGUUGCUGUCUCGUCGCCAAUGAAUCAGCAUCAGUCAUACAUUCAGUAUCUGCACGCUUAUAAUCCUUAUUCACAGAUAUAUGACCCAGCCUAUCGAGCAGUGUCUCCAGUGCUAAUGCACAGUUACCCAGGGGCAUACCUGUCUCCAGGCUUUCACUACCCCGUCUAUGGGAAGAUGUCCAGCCGAGAGGAAACAGAGAAAUCAAGCACAAGUCCCAAUGUAAGCACUAAACCAGCGGCUGAGUCCAAGGCACUAGAUCUACUUCAGCAACAUGCCAGUCAGUACCGCAGCAAGUCUCCAGGGCCUGCUGAAAAGGCUCCGCCUGAACGUGAAAGGGAAGCUGAGCGAGAGCGAGAGAGAGAACGCCAUUCACCUUUUGCACAACGACACGUUCACACCCAUCACCACACCCAUGUUGGAAUGGGCUAUCCACUAAUACCAGGCCAAUAUGACCCAUAUCAAGGGCUGACAUCCGCUGCCAUUGUUGCCGGUCAGCAGGUGGCUGCGCAAGCUUCUGCAUCUGCCAUUUUCCCUGCACAGAGAAGGGAGUGAUGGCAUCUUGAGUGUAUAUUGAAUUAUACUCAUGUGACUGGAUCACGUGAAGAAGAGGUUUAUACAGACAUCAGUUCCAUGGUGUUGAAUUCAAAUGCCUUGAUGUCAGGCAAAACCAGUCAUUUCAUAUUUGUAAAUUGCAAAUUUUAUAACUGAGUUACAAAUGUUGCUGUAAUUAAACUUUUGUUGAGAUAUAUUCUUUACCUUUUGUUUUUUUUUGUAUUGGUAACCAGGCUCACAACGGCAGGGUCGGUUAUUGUUGGCAAUUGUCACAGUACGUUUCUGUUUCCUGAAAGUGUUAUCAAUAAAAGACACAAAUUGCUUGGUUUUAUAGAACAUACUGUUCUGGGUAGGUGUUCCCUUGAACUGUGUAUGACAUUUUGACAGAUUCUGUAGACCCGGAGAGGCUAACUGUAACAGUGACACUUUGGUACAAUGUUUAUGUGUACUUGAUGGCUCCUUGAAACACUAUUUAAAUGCAUCUGUGUGCUAACUGUUUUCACAUGUCCACUGCAUUGUUGUUAUUGUGAAGAUUAUACAAGCAGAGGGCUCUGAGGGUCAUUAGAUUGUGUAUAUAAUGUACAGGUUUGAAAUGGAAAAUAAUGAGCAUCUGUGAAUAAAAAAAUGUCUUUAUGAUAUUGAAUGGCUGAUUACCCCAUAGCCUACAUAACCCCAUCCACCCACCCAUACAAGAAGACAUCUGUGAUUGUUUAUUACUUGAACUAGUUUGGCAGUUUUAAAUGUUUACAAUUAUCCAGAUUUAGGAAGAACUUGCGCAGUUGCCUGGUUACUUAUUUUAUGCUGUAAUCUAGUUUAUUUUAUGUAAAGUGUAUAUUGAAUGCUUUCAUUUUUUUAUACUUGCCUUAAAUAAUUCGGCAAUCAGAAUAAAAACAAUG
Mobula hypostoma (lesser devil ray) is the source of this 6136-nucleotide messenger RNA. RefSeq names its product zinc finger protein 608 (gene znf608). Gene Ontology annotation, cellular component: nucleus. The transcript is spliced from 9 exons. The record is from RefSeq and is a predicted model, not a curated record. Lineage: Eukaryota; Metazoa; Chordata; Chondrichthyes; Myliobatiformes; Myliobatidae. Gene Ontology annotation, biological process: regulation of transcription by RNA polymerase II. Bases 651 to 5240 code for a protein of 1529 amino acids.